Molecule: messenger RNA, 1998 nt
Organism: Caenorhabditis bovis
Lineage: Eukaryota; Metazoa; Nematoda; Chromadorea; Rhabditida; Rhabditidae
Source: the annotation of a GenBank genome assembly
AUGCGUCGUGAUGUUCACAAAUUUUCUCCAAAGUCGCUCAUCAAAAAGUCUUUUCGACUUUUCCGUUAUAAGAAGGAUGACGAGUUUUUCAUUAAGGAGCAAGUUUCCACUAUUCGUUCAACCUUAAAAAAGAAGAAAAGCGUUUAUACACAGGAGAUUGGGACUCUAAGUAAUAUCAUAAGAAGCAGCCUGAACUUUCGAAAUGAGAACAACUCUCAACUCCUGAAUUGGAUUGCGGAUAUUUUAAAGGAUAUACACAUCAGUGAGCCAUCGUACGUGAGCCCCGAUAUCCCUGCAACGCGAUCUUGUGCAUACCUUUCUGCAUCUUCUUGUGUGGAUAAUAUCGAUGGUCAGAUCCGUGAUGAUCGUUCAAUAAAAACGGAUAUGGAGAAUAUGCACAACCAUCUUGAAUUUACAACGGCCAUGGAAAUAUAUGAGUCUGCUUCGUAUGCUCCUGAUACGAAUAGCCCUACUCGAGACCUUACCGGAUUUUAUAAAGUUGAAAUUGAUUCUGAAAGUGAUCACAGUUUUGAUAGCUCGUCGAUUCGGAAUGUUUUGUCAUUAGAAAGUUUGGACAGAUCUUUCGCAGAUUGUAAAACCGAAAGAAAAAUGCAAUCAGAAGAAAUGCCGGCACACUACAAACUUUAUGGUGAGCAAAACAAACCUAGCCAGGAACAAAACGAUAAUUCAACAUAUGGCCUAUCUUCAACCAUUAACGAUGAACCAAUUUCUAAGAAGCGUUCAUCAUACAAAGGUCAUGAAUUGAAUUCUAGCUUUUGGUUGGAACAAUCGCCGGACUACCAACUUUAUGGAUUCCCAAAGGAUAGAAAUUCUCUGUACGAUGUCGACAUUAGUGAUGUAUGUUAUGACACUGAGUUUCUUAUCAAUUUUUAUAAAGAUCGCAAGAAACAGCAAUCGGUUCCCAGAAGUGAUUCAGUUUCUAGAUACCAGCCCGAUUUAUCAUCGGCUCAAAUUUCAAACGAAUCUUGCGACAUCAAGGAAGAUUUCAAAGAAGAUUUCAUGAUCAAUAAAUGGAAUAGUUCAUAUGCAGAGACUAGCGUGAAAGUCGGUUCGAAAGAAACUAGGAAAAACUGUGAUGUCUCGGAAAAUGUAUCGCACAUUAAGAAGAGAAACAACGAUUUUCAAGGUGAUAGUAAUUCGUCCGUUAAUGUGACCGAUAGCACAUAUGACGAAACAACUUUUAUGGAAAUCGAAGAAAUAUCGGAUUUCUCGUUGCAUAGCAAGACAGUUGGAUUGGAUUACUCUGAUGAUGAUCGUAGUGUAAUCAUGGAUCUAGAUAUUACACCGCCUAGUUAUCAGGCUUCCGGAUUUGUUCAGAAUGUCAGCGGCAAACUUUCUGCAAAUCGAAAGUCGAAUUCCCAUAAAAACCAAUUGAAAAACUCUCAUGUUAAUACUAACAUUGAUGAAUAUUCAUCUAAUAAUGAAAAAUUUGUUCAAUCGACAGAACAUUCUGUUCGUGGAUUUUUUAAGAAUAAAUGGUUGAGAAAUCGUAAUGGUGAAGAAAAUCUGCGCGAAAUGCAGUUCGAGCAAGUAUCUUCGGCUAACGACCAAGAUUCUAAGACUUCUCUAAACAAUGCGAACAAAAAUCCAAAUGAUCUGGUUAUCAACAAAGGCUGCUGGUACAUAGAUAAAUCUGGGCAGCCUUAUCAAGAGCCUGAGCAGAAGGUGAAGAAAGAAUGCGGAGCUCCAGCGACAAGCUUUUCAAAUACAACCACUGUUGAGCCAAAGAAAAAUCGCAAAAACAAUGAGCAUAAAACGGAGCAAACAAUAGCUAAACCGACGUUGUUUUACUUUCAGCGAAUUCCAAGAAGUGAUAACUCAAAUCAACCGUUCAAGUAUAGACGUUCAGAAGAUCACGAGCACCAAUCGAAUGAAAGAAACACGAAAGAACUUAUAGUUGGCCAAAACCAGAAACAGAUUAAUCAUGGAUUCGCUCCCACGAAAGUUGCGCAUUUCCCCAACCAAAUGCAUCACUAA